Molecule: messenger RNA, 330 nt
Organism: Lathyrus sativus (Indian pea)
Lineage: Eukaryota; Viridiplantae; Streptophyta; Magnoliopsida; Fabales; Fabaceae
Source: the annotation of a GenBank genome assembly
AUGACUUCUUCAACCACUUCUGAUGCCGCUGUUGCGGCGGCGAAGUUCGCCGGCCACCGCGGGACUAGCAUGUCUAAUACUGUCCAUUCUGAAGUGGCCUCUUGCUUGAUGUUACCUUCACUUACAGUUCUCGGUGGAGCUUCCGAUCAAGACCUACGACUAUUUGAUUCACUGAUGCAGUUGAACCGCGACGAUAUCCUCUCGGAGUCCAGUAGGAUCGCUGAGACGCUCCGGCACACUGAUGUGUCGUACUUGAAUUUAAGAGAUGGUGCCAAGGUCCUGUCAAGAAGAAGAUCUCUGGUAGCGCAUUACCUGAAAAGAAGCCCUUGA